Messenger RNA from Lodderomyces margitis, 1356 nucleotides. RefSeq names its product ubiquitin-protein ligase peroxin 2 (gene PEX2). Gene Ontology annotation, cellular component: peroxisomal membrane. The record is from RefSeq and is a predicted model, not a curated record. The transcript has a single exon. Gene Ontology annotation, molecular function: zinc ion binding. Lineage: Eukaryota; Fungi; Ascomycota; Pichiomycetes; Serinales; Debaryomycetaceae. The coding region runs from base 1 to 1356 and encodes 451 amino acids. Gene Ontology annotation, biological process: protein import into peroxisome matrix.
AUGUUUCCUAUACCUUACCCCUCUCCGCGGGUAUCUCAACUAGACGCAAACAUCUUAGACUCCGAGUUAUUUACCCUUUUGAAAGACCAACUAUCUUCAAUAUUCCAACUUCAUGAAAACAACAAUUCAAUAGCUAGUAAGCUAUCAUAUAAUCGCCAUCCCGAAACUUAUUCACUACUUUUAAACUUGCUCAUUUUUAAAUUGACAGUUUGGAAAUCGGGUGCUUCGUAUGGGUCAUCUUUGCAAAAUUUGAAACUUACUGAUUCGCGUACAGGGAAAGUCAUUGGGCUUAAUAAAAAGGGAAUCUUGUUGGCUGCGUUAGUAGGGACCUAUUUGUAUAAGAAGGUGGAAACAGCACUUUACCAAGUUAAUGAUGUCUCGGACGGAAGCAAUGAUGACAGUGGCUUGUUUCAAAGGUUAAAGAAUGCCAUCCUCAAUAAUCGAACGGCAAUUUUGACAAAGAUUGAUAACAUAUUGAAGACGGUAAAUUUGCUCAAUUUUACUGUGUUUUUAGUUAGUGGGAGAUAUCCAUCCAUACUACACCGAUUGCUUGGUAUUACAGAGACUCCAAUAGUUUCCGACUUGUUGAAAUUCAAUGGAAGUAAUGUCAAUUAUGAGUUUCAAAAUCGACAAUUGGUGUGGAAUGUGAUGACGGAAUUUUUAGUGUUUCUUUUACCGUUAUUGCAAUUGCGCAAGAUUUCCAAAUUCACCAAAAAAAUGUAUCAUAGAGCCAAUGGACCCAACGCAAUUGAACCAGGGAAUACCAAGCAGUUGACUCCUUACACCAAUUUGCCAGUACUGGAAUGUGCCAUUUGUCAUUAUAAUAAUCACCAAGCCGCACAGUCAGGAGGCCGUGUAUUUACAACAGCCGGGCCAGUGACGAACCCGUGUAUCACAAACUGUGGCCAUGUUUAUUGUUAUGUAUGCAUUGCUACUCAAUUCAAUGUGAUGAAAUCAAGUGGCGAUGAUGUACCAUGUUUAAAAUGUGGUACCAAAUUAGAGUGGUUUAAAGAGUUUGAAGCUGAUGAAAAGGCCAUUGACGUUGAUGCGAUUACGAUAAAAAUGGACAUAGAUGGUGAUGAUGAGGCGAAAGAGGACGAUGACGAGGAUGACAAAAACGAAGAAGAGCAAAAGCAGGAGAAGGAAACUGGCAGGGACGAUUCUGAUGAUAAUGAUAGUAUUGAGAGUGGUUCGAGUUAUGAAAUAGCAGAGUAUUCUGAAAAGCCAACGGGUGUUAGGAUUGAAAGAAAACGUAGUAGUGUGCUGAAUAUAUUUCAGGAUGAAGAGCUGGAUAGUUUGAGUGAGGAUGAUUACAGCGAAGAAGAGGAGAUAGAUGCUGACGAAGCGAUGCUAUAA